GCGGCGGCGGCGGCGGCGGCGGCGGCGGCGGCGGCGGCUGCGGAGGAGGCACAGGGUCGAGGGGGCACGCUGGUCCGUGGCGGGGCGCUACUGGGAGUAGUUUUGAUCUGUGUGGCAGUUCUUCGCAGGUGGAUCGCAGGCGGAGUGUGUCGCAGCCGGCGGCGUCAGGACGGGAAGACGGUGUUGGUGACGGGCGCCAACACUGGCAUCGGCAAGGAGACAUGCCGAGAGUUGGCGCGCAGGGGAGCGCGCGUGGUGAUGGCGUGCAGAGACCUGGCGCGGGCUGAGCGGGCCGCCGAGGAGAUCCGCCAGUCGACGGGGAACGGUAACGUGGUGAUCAGACACCUGGACCUGGCCUCGCUUUACUCCGUCAGACAGUUUGCCAAAGAGUUUUUGGACAGCGAGGACCGACUGGACAUCCUCGUCAACAACGCCGGCGUGAUGAUGUGUCCAAAAUGGCCGACGGAGGACGGCCUGGAGACUCAGUUCGCCGUCAAUCAUCUGGCCCACUUCCUUCUGACCAACUUGCUGCUUCCCAAACUGAAGAGCUCCGCCCCCAGCCGCGUGGUCACCGUUUCGUCCAUCGCCCACCGGGGGGGUCGCAUCGACUUUGACGACUUGUUGUUCGAGAAGAGGCCGUACAGUCCGCUGGUCAGCUACCAGCAGAGCAAGCUCGCCAACGUGCUCUUCAGCAGGGAACUCGCACGACGCCUCCGAGGUUCCGAAGUGUCCUCGUUCUGCUUGCACCCGGGUGUGAUCCGGACCGAGCUGGGCCGCCACGUGGAGGGCUGGUUCCCCCUUUUGGGGGCCGUGCUGAGGCUGCCCUCGCUCCUGUUCAUGAAGACGCCGUGGCAGGGUUGCCAGACCAGCUUGUACUGCGCCGUGACGCCGGGCCUGGAGGAUCAAUCGGGGGGGUACUUCAGUGACUGCGCCCUGAAGGAAGCGGCGCCAGAGGGGCGGGACGAUGAGGCGGCGGGCAGGCUGUGGCGAGAGAGCAUGCGAUUGGUGGGAUUAAAAGAAACCUGCUGAACUUUGACCUACACAGUGGCAUCGUAACAAUCUAUGCAAACUGGAAUAAAAUGGAAAGAAAAAAACAAC
Messenger RNA from Nerophis ophidion (straightnose pipefish), 1098 nucleotides. RefSeq names its product retinol dehydrogenase 13 (gene crdhl). The transcript is spliced from 7 exons. Bases 259 to 1029 code for a protein of 256 amino acids. Lineage: Eukaryota; Metazoa; Chordata; Actinopteri; Syngnathiformes; Syngnathidae. The record is from RefSeq and is a predicted model, not a curated record.